Mya arenaria is the source of this 1720-nucleotide messenger RNA. RefSeq names its product adhesion G protein-coupled receptor L3-like. Gene Ontology annotation, cellular component: membrane. The coding region runs from base 640 to 1572 and encodes 310 amino acids. Gene Ontology annotation, molecular function: G protein-coupled receptor activity. Lineage: Eukaryota; Metazoa; Mollusca; Bivalvia; Myida; Myidae. The transcript is spliced from 16 exons. The record is from RefSeq and is a predicted model, not a curated record. Gene Ontology annotation, biological process: cell surface receptor signaling pathway; adenylate cyclase-activating G protein-coupled receptor signaling pathway; negative regulation of angiogenesis.
UCUCGACACAAAUCAUGUCGUGACGGAUACCAAGGGGAUAUAUAUCGACAUUGUCAAAAUGGUAUUUAUCUCAACUCCGUUGACAAUUGUACAAGAUGGGUCAUACAGGAAACUUACAUUCAGGUGCUAAAUGGCUCUCUGAAUUUCACGGAAGCUCUAACGAAAUUAAAGCCAGAAACGAACACCUUUACAGAAGCAGACGUUAAUUUAUUAACAGCAGGCGAACUUCAAACUGUUAAUAAGAUUCUCGAUAAAGCCAUUGACGACAUCGAAUUGAAUACUGAUACAAUCGAGAACGACACUGACAGUUUCUUUGACGUUGUGAAUGAUUUACUGGAUGGAAAUCUGACAUCGUCAUGGAAAAGUUUGAUAAAUGAAAAUGGAGUUGGUGCCGACUCCGUAAUAACAACCAUUGACCGGUUUAUUUCGAAAGUUGUGAACUCGUCUGACCUGGGUUUGAACAAGAAGUUCGACAAGCCAAACUUGUUAAUAGAAAUUGGGCAAGUAGAGGAAUGUGACAAAAUUACUUUCCCGUCAACGACUGAGAAAAUAAAAGGAACUACGGGAGCUCACAUUGUCGUUGGCUGUGGACCAGGUGAACAAGUAUUCAGCGGUAGUGUAUACAAGAAUGUGUCGGGAAUGUUGCCUACCGCUUUAAACGAUAUCGACUCAUUAGACGGUUCAAUCAACGGUCCGGUCAUGUCCUUUAGUUUCAAAAGAAAAGAAACCAGAACAGAGGACGUCAAUAUAACGUUCCACAUCUUUGAUAAAAAACUAACUGAUCCUUCCUGUUCCUACUGGAAACAAAAUUUAAGUAGCCAGAAAGGCCUCUGGUCCACUGAUGGAUGCAAUUUAGAACACUUUGACAGAGAACGAGGAGUCGUGAAGUGCCAUUGUAACCAUCUGACAAAUUUUGCGAUCCUCAUGAGCCCCGCCAGUAUUACUGAAACGGAAAGUGUUCACCACCGUCGCCUUGGGGUCAUGUCAAUUGUGGGAUGCAGUAUAUCUAUACUUGGCAUGAUUCUUACCAUUUCCUCUUACGCCUACUUCUGGAGGGCAGUACGUUCGAAUAGGUCAAUUAUACUCCUCAACCUUUGCACGGUUCUUCUUCAGGCAUACGCCCUGUUCCUUGCAGGGGUGGACAAAACUUCACAACAUGUCUUGUGCACAUCCAUUUCUGUUUUACUCCAUUACAUAUUUUUGACUGCCUUUUUCUUGAUGCUAUCAGAAGGAUGCAUUAUUGCACAGUUGGUACUCAGACCCUUGGAUACAAGGAACCGUUUGCACACGUGGCUUGGAAUUUCUUACGGAGUUCCGUUGGUAAUUGUGAUUAUUUCGGCUGCAGUAUUUAGGCUUGAAGGAUAUGGAAAUGAUCAAUUCUGCUGGCUGAGCAUUGAUACAGGACUUAUCUGGACCUUUGCUGGACCGGCAUUGGCAAUAAUAGGUGUUAACUCAAUUAUCACGGUUGCUGUCAUCAAAAGUCUGUUUGGAACUUCCAUCAUGUCGAAGAAAGAAAUUGCUGACAAAAUGAAGAAAGUUCAUUUAUUUAUUUCGUUGCUCUAUUUAUUUUGAUGUUCAUGAAUUGAAUAUGUAAAUAAUAUCGUUUUUCCAUAUUUAAUCGUUCAGAAUUGGCAAAUAAUCCAGUAUUAUCAAAGAAAGUUCUGUUAAACUUAGCUUAACUUGUCGGAAUAACACGCAUUAUGUUUCACCAAAUUUAACC